AUGCACGGUUGGGGGCUUUUCUUCUUCCUCCUCUUUCUCCUACUCAUCUUCGCCGUCGCCGGAUGGGUUGCGUACACUCGGUAUAGUGCUCGCAAACAGGGCCUACCCGCGCCGUCCUUGAAAUCAUGGAAAACCUAUGUCCCGUUCCUGAGAGCUCAGGCGUCAUCAAAUUACCCGGCACCCAGACAUGCAGGACCGCUGGAGUGGGUCCGAGACCAAUUCGCCAAGUUGACUCGGAAGAGAACGGCAAGAGGCGCAUAUGAGGAAGCGGGUCGUGGCGCGGAUGGGCUAGUUGGUGGUGGCCCACGAGGUGGAAGGGAAGCACGAGGAAUGGAAGAUGAUGCGUGGGAUACGAGAGUCGGCAAUGAAGAAGCAUAUGGACCGGCUGGAGGCUACUCUGGGUAUGAAGAGCAAGAACUUGGCCUGGCUCCGACACCGGGUCUACAGAACGAUGCCUACGGCGGUGGUCGCAAUCCCCCGGGAGACUACCUAGGCGCGCCGGGCAGUGGUACCAGGAAUUAUUCGGAUGUGGAUGUCAGUGGGCGAGGCAGACCAGGCAGUUCAUCACGGGACAAUCCUUUUGGCGACCAACACGAGGCGGGAGCGCCGAGAUUGCGAAGUGUGAGCCCCAGGCCCGAGCCGGAAGGGAGCAACAAGGCGCACACGAAAGGAAACAUGUCUCUUGACACUCAAGGGAGCGGCAGCGGGGACGGUAACACCAGUCCCAUCAGCACGAGAAAGAGCGUGUUCCGGGAGGGUAUUUGA
Cladophialophora carrionii CBS 160.54 is the source of this 765-nucleotide messenger RNA. RefSeq lists its product as uncharacterized. The record is from RefSeq and is a predicted model, not a curated record. The transcript is spliced from 2 exons. Bases 1 to 765 code for a protein of 254 amino acids. Lineage: Eukaryota; Fungi; Ascomycota; Eurotiomycetes; Chaetothyriales; Herpotrichiellaceae.